AUGUACCUGACCGUGGUGCUGGAGAACCUGCUCAUCAUUCUGCUCAUCAGGCUGGACUCUCGCCUCCACAUCCCCAUGUACUUCUUCCUCAGCCACUUGGCCUUCUCUGAUGUCUUCCUGCCAUCUGUCACCAUCCCUAAGAUGCUGAUGGACAUGCACGCUAAGUACAAAUCAAUCCCCUAUGCAGCGUGUUUUUCACAGAUGCCUAAGAAGAAAGGAGUCCAGGGCAUCAUGGGCAUCAGCGACACCAUCUCCUGUGACUCCAGUCCCUCCAGCUUCUGGAAACACAGCCUCCCCAAAUCACUGGUCAAGGAAUAUGAAAGUGCUGAGGCCCCACAUAUUUCUUCUAUUUGUCUGGAUAUUGGGUCCCCUGAAAAGAAGGGACCCCUGAUUCAUGCUUAUGAUCUUCUUAAAUACAUGCAUCACAGCUCAGUGGAUGAGAGCUCAACAUUAGGAGUGAGAUUGUUGUCUCUGCUGCUGGAGAAGCAGAAGAACCUUCUUCUCACCAAUGAACAGAGGUCCAAGAGGGCUCAAACCUCUGCUCAGCAGUGUACCAACCUGUGCUCCUAUGCUGAAACUAUCAUCCUCCACUUCGCCUGUGACCUCACUGCACUCCUGAAGAGGAGCUGCUCAGACAUCUCCCUCAAUGAGCUGGUUGUCGUCACCAAAGGAGGAAUGCUUUUCAUCUUGCCUUUGAGUAGUGUCUUGGGCCCUUGUAUCCUUAUAGUGACUACCAUCUUGAGGGUCCCCUCUACCAAGAGAUUCUUCAAAGCCUUUUCUACCUGUGGCUCCCAUCUCUUUGUGGUGUUUUUAUACUAUGGGACCAUUGCAGGUGUUUCCUUUUUUUCCUCCUCAUCCAUCUCCAAUAAUAAAGACAUAAUUGCUUCUGUGAUGUACAUGGUAGUUGCCCCCAUUGUCUAUCCCUUCAUCUAUGGCCUGAAGAACAGAUAUGAAAUAUGA
Diceros bicornis minor is the source of this 960-nucleotide messenger RNA. Its product is annotated as olfactory receptor 1J4-like. The transcript has 5 exons. NCBI's taxonomy places the organism in Eukaryota, Metazoa, Chordata, Mammalia, Perissodactyla, Rhinocerotidae. Bases 1 to 960 code for a protein of 319 amino acids. The record is from RefSeq and is a predicted model, not a curated record. Gene Ontology annotation, cellular component: membrane. Gene Ontology annotation, biological process: G protein-coupled receptor signaling pathway. Gene Ontology annotation, molecular function: olfactory receptor activity.